This is a messenger RNA of Xenopus laevis (African clawed frog), 1966 nucleotides long. RefSeq names its product adaptor related protein complex 3 subunit mu 2 L homeolog (gene ap3m2.L). The coding region runs from base 268 to 1524 and encodes 418 amino acids. The transcript is spliced from 9 exons. NCBI's taxonomy places the organism in Eukaryota, Metazoa, Chordata, Amphibia, Anura, Pipidae. Gene Ontology annotation, cellular component: cytoplasmic vesicle membrane; Golgi apparatus; clathrin adaptor complex. The record is from RefSeq and is a predicted model, not a curated record. Gene Ontology annotation, biological process: intracellular protein transport; vesicle-mediated transport.
CUGUUCCACACACACACACAGGCAUCGGCUUACACUGGCGCCCCAGGACACGUCCCUAAGCCCCGCCCCUUACACAAAGCCCUGGCCAGCUGGUUGCUGGGAGAGUCAGCUGAGCGCCGGGAGAGGGGAGGGGACAUUAUCUGACACCGAGGAAGCUGCUGCUGCUGUGGCGCUGGUUACGUGCCUUUUAAUGGUGCCGGAACAUCCUGUGUGAGGGAAACAGAAGAAAUAUUUGGCACCUUACACCUGCCUUGCCCCCCAUCUGUCAUGAUCCACAGCCUGUUUCUGAUUAACCCUUCGGGGGACAUCUUCCUAGAGAAGCACUGGAAAAGCGUGGUUUCCCGCUCUGUUUGCGACUACUUCUUUGAGGCCCAGGAAAGGGCGUCGGAGGCAGAGAAUGUGCCGCCAAUCAUCCAGACCCCUCACCACUACCUUCUCAGCGUCUACAGGCACGCCAUCUUUUUUGUGGCUGUCAUCCAGACAGAAGUACCCCCACUUUUCGCCAUUGAGUUCCUUCACCGUGUGGUGGACACAUUCCAGGAUUACUUUGGCUCAUGCUCCGAAGCUGUGAUUAAGGAAAAUGUGGUAGUGGUAUAUGAGGUUCUCGAGGAAAUGCUUGAUAAUGGGUUCCCUCUUGCUACUGAAUCCAACAUCCUUAAGGAACUCAUCAAGCCUCCAACCAUUCUUCGUAGUGUGGUCAACACCAUCACAGGCAGCUCCAAUGUUGGGGACCAGCUUCCCACUGGACAGCUCUCCGUGGUUCCUUGGAGACGAACAGGAGUAAAAUACACCAAUAAUGAGGCUUAUUUUGAUGUUAUCGAGGAAAUUGAUGCCAUCAUUGAUAAAUCAGGAUGCACUGUGACAGCCGAGAUUCAGGGGGUGAUUGAUGCCUGCGUAAAACUAAGUGGGAUGCCAGAUCUGACUCUGUCUUUCAUGAAUCCCCGUCUCCUGGAUGAUGUGAGUUUUCACCCAUGUGUACGUUUCAAGCGAUGGGAGUCAGAGAGGAUCCUUUCCUUCAUCCCACCUGAUGGGAAUUUCCGACUGCUGUCCUACCAUGUCAGUGCCCAGAACUUGGUGGCCAUCCCAGUGUACGUGAAACACAACAUUAGUUUCCGGGAAGGAAGCAGUGGCGGGAGGUUUGAAGUCACUCUUGGACCAAAACAGAGCAUGGGGAAGACUGUGGAAGGGGUCACCCUCACUGGGCAGAUGCCCAAGGGAGUCCUGAACAUGACAUUAACCCCUUCCCAAGGAACACAUGUCUUUGAUCCAGUAACCAAGCUCUUGUCCUGGGAUGUCGGAAAAAUCAAUCCCCAGAAGUUACCAAAUCUCAAGGGAACUAUGAUCCUUCAGGCUGGAUGCUCAAAGCCAGAUGAAAACCCCACUUUGAACCUGCAUUUCAAGAUCCAACAGCUGGCCAUAUCAGGUCUAAAGGUAAACAGGCUGGACAUGUAUGGAGAGAAAUACAAACCAUUUAAAGGCAUCAAGUACAUGACCAAAGCUGGCAAGUUCCAAGUGAGAACAUGAGGGGGGGAGGUGAGAUGUAUUCUGAAGUACCCCCUACUCAGCUUGUGACGACCUACACCUCUAUAUGCAGAUGAGAGUGUUACUUCUUGGAGUGUUGGACAGCAUAGUUGGGUGUGUGUGUAUAUGUCUGUGUAGAUUUAUUCCUUGUUAUAAAGGGUAUUCCUGGGAGAAUUGUCAUGUGAAUCUGUGUGGGGUGUGUUACAGGAGCCCAUACAGUAUAUGUGCAGAGGGCAUUGAGAAAGAGCAAGGAUGUCUUACUUCUACACCUGUUGCUGGUCUCGAAUUCCUAUCAUCCCCUGCCAACCACUGGCAGUUUGGAUAGGAAGAAGGUAUUGUCAUUUGUAAAGGAUGUUGUGUUAUAUGCAGACAUUUUACAAAAUCUUCCAAAAAUAGUGUGUUUUACUGAACUAAUAAUUACAAAUAAAUCUGAAAAAUGUGUGAA